Molecule: messenger RNA, 2087 nt
Organism: Mytilinidion resinicola
Lineage: Eukaryota; Fungi; Ascomycota; Dothideomycetes; Mytilinidiales; Mytilinidiaceae
Product: CMGC/CDK/CDK8 protein kinase
Exons: 3
Coding region: 255-1604 (449 amino acids)
Biological process (GO): protein phosphorylation
Cellular component (GO): nucleus; mediator complex
Molecular function (GO): cyclin-dependent protein serine/threonine kinase activity; ATP binding; RNA polymerase II CTD heptapeptide repeat kinase activity
Source: RefSeq, a predicted model, not a curated record
GCUCUCCUCCUGUCCUGCAGCAUUCCAUCCCUCUGCAUAUUGUUCCCCUUUGCUGGUUCCACCACCACCGAGCCAGGCGGCCACCAAGCGCACCUCCUCUGCUCACCGCCGCUCCGCCACGCUUGGAUCCUGACGCGGGCGCUGGACGAUCCGCCGCGCCCGGAGGCUUUGACCCUGUGGUGGAGCUCCAGCGGAACAGGUGUCCCCGCCGGGAUUUUGUACAUAAACGAGACAGGAACUAGACGAGCUCCACGAUGAAUCAGCCCUCGACAAACACUCCAAUCCUCUCUGCGGGGAGCGUGCCGUCAGCCGCUGCUUCCGCCCGAGCCACCCAAGCCCAGGCGCUGAAAAACAGUGUCCAGGCUGCGUUCAAUGACCCCUCAGAUUCCUCACAAGCUAUGUUCGCGGGCUACUCCAGCAAAAAAUGCGUUAACGAACGGUAUCGAAUCAUAGGAUUCAUUAGCAGUGGCACUUAUGGCAGAGUGUACAAGGCUCAGGGCAGACAUGGCCAGAUUGGAGAGUUCGCCAUUAAAAAGUUCAAACCGGACAAGGAGGGUGAAAUUCAGUACACAGGAAUAUCCCAGUCAGCAGUCCGGGAGAUGGCACUAUGUACCGAACUCGCGCAUCCCAACGUUGUCCAUACCGUUGAAAUAAUCCUAGAAGACAAGUGCAUAUAUAUCGUAUUCGAGUAUGCAGAACACGACUUGCUUCAGAUCAUACAUCACCACAAUCAGCCCACUCGCAGAGCUAUUCCCGCACGGACCAUACGAUCGAUCUUGUAUCAGCUUGUGCAAGGCCUUCUUUACCUGCACAAGAAUUGGGUCAUGCAUCGAGAUCUCAAACCAGCAAACAUCAUGGUCACUCGUGCUGGUAAGGUCAAAAUUGGGGAUCUCGGCCUCGCAAGAUUAUUCUACAAGCCACUCCAUUCUCUCUUCACUGGCGACAAGGUCGUUGUGACUAUUUGGUACCGAGCACCUGAGCUACUCCUCGGAAGUAGGCACUAUACGCCUGCCGUUGAUCUAUGGGCAGUCGGAUGCAUCUUUGCGGAACUGCUUUCCCUGCGGCCGAUAUUCAAGGGCGAAGAAGCCAAGAUGGACAGCAAGAAAACCCCGCCUUUCCAACGAAACCAAAUGCAAAAGAUAGUCGAGAUCAUUGGUUUGCCAACGAAAGAACGUUGGCCUUUGCUGACCUCGAUGCCCGAGUACUCUCACCUUAAUGGCCUUGCCGCAGGUAAUCCCCGCGUCAGCCGUCCCGUAGGCCUGGAGAACUGGUACAAGCAAUGCCUCAAGAACAACCAAUACCCUGACGGCCAAUCACCUGAAUCUCCAGGUGCUGAUGGCUUGUCGCUACUGCAAGGCCUGCUCGAAUACGACCCCCACAAGCGGUUGACUGCUGAGGCUGCUCUCAGCCACCCCUAUUUCACCGGGCCCAUGGAAAAGCCGUCAGAGAACUGCUUUGAAGGGUCCAAGAUCGAUUAUCCGAACCGCAGAGUAAGCCAGGAAGACAACGACAUCCGGACUUCGAGCUUGCCAGGCACAAAGAGGGGUGGAUUGCCAGACGACUCGUUAAUAGGCAGGCCAGCGAAAAGAUUAAAGGAGGGCUAAGAUGCUGCUAGGUCGCAGGAAGGUUCUGAUCUAGCCCAUCUAUACUGCCCAAAUAUUGAAUAGGUUGAUGCUGAACUUGGCUUCACUUGGCUGCACAAAGGUUCGUUAAGAUAUCGUCUGACCUCGCCGUAUCACGAUCCAACAGAGGAGCAUUCAUACGACACAUAUUGCUAAGACGACCAGUAGCAAACUUCGCUGAUUGGCUAGAAAGACGUGAGCAAUCGAGAGCCCUCUCAAUGCUCGUAGUCACAGCUUGUUCGCUCCUAUAAAGACAGUAAAGUGUCGAGGCGAGUCCAUCGAGCCAAGUAUGCAAUCCCACAUCACUUUUGGUUGCUUCACACGGAAUUACUGCUAGCCCUGGGAACGGCUGAAAAAGAGGACCCGCUGUAUGAGUGAACGGGAGAUAGAGCUGAGUAGUCACCCUUGUCUAGAUUCAUAUAUCACUGUCAAAAUCUCCUUACUAUUCAUGAUUGCAUACCGUCA